AUGGCGGCCGCAUUCAAGCGCUUCGUGCCCUUGGCCGACCGUAUUCUGGUGCAGAAGCUGAAGGCCGACGUCAAGUCCGCUGGCGGGAUUCUGUUGCCGGACUCUGCCAAGCAGGAGAUCAACCAGGGCAAGGUCUUGGCGGUUGGCCCCGGCCGCAGGAGCCCCAAGGGGGAGAUCCUGCCGAUGGGCACAAAGGUCGGCGACACCGUGAUCAUCCCAAGGUAUGGCGGCACUGAAGUGAAGCUCGAGGAGGACGAGUACUUCAUCUACAGGGACGAGGACAUCGUCGGCGUCAUCAAGGACGAGUGAGCGCGGGGCCCCGCGGCCUGGCGUGUCCACCUGUGCGCGCCGCGCGCCGGGCAUCCUGCUAAGGUGAUGCAAAUUGCCCGGACGGCUCGGAGACGGCCGCACAGCUUUCGCAUUGAGGAUGUGUCCGCUCGCCGCCAAAGGCAGGGACGCCCGCGUCGAUCGCGGGGCGCCCUCCGCCGAGCGCCCCCGGGGGGCUCGCGCCGGCCUCGCGCCGCGGGAGCCGGGCGCGAGCCCGCCUCGCCGC
Prorocentrum cordatum is the source of this 553-nucleotide messenger RNA. The record is from the annotation of a GenBank genome assembly. Lineage: Eukaryota; Dinophyceae; Prorocentrales; Prorocentraceae.